This is a messenger RNA of Talaromyces proteolyticus, 2387 nucleotides long. Its product is annotated as phosphoribosylaminoimidazolecarboxamide formyltransferase/IMP cyclohydrolase. Gene Ontology annotation, biological process: 'de novo' IMP biosynthetic process. The transcript has 3 exons. Bases 267 to 2054 code for a protein of 595 amino acids. Gene Ontology annotation, cellular component: cytosol. Lineage: Eukaryota; Fungi; Ascomycota; Eurotiomycetes; Eurotiales; Trichocomaceae. Gene Ontology annotation, molecular function: phosphoribosylaminoimidazolecarboxamide formyltransferase activity; IMP cyclohydrolase activity. The record is from RefSeq and is a predicted model, not a curated record.
CCUGAUUUGAUUUGUUUGUCUUGAAAUUUUCUAGCGGACGGCGCUAUCCCAUAUGCGGCUUGGGGCGGGGAUGGCGAUAUUAUUCGAUGAUGAAAGUGGGAUGGACGAAAAAUCGGGGUGCGAUUUCGGACGCCAUUAAUAUUUUGUGAUCAAUUGAUGUGAACUGGUGAAGGUCUUGAUCGGCUAUUUAUUAAUAUUAAUAUUGGUUGACGUGCCCCUUCUGAGAUUAUCGUCGACUCUCAUCGUGUAUUCUACCAUCCGAAAAAAUGGCCCAGCAAAAGUCAGCCAUUCUGUCCGUCUACGACAAGACCGGACUGCUUGACCUAGCCAAAAGCCUGGUUAAGCACAACGUCCGUCUUCUCGCCUCCGGUGGCACGGCCAAAUUGAUUCGCGAAGCCGGGUUUCCAGUCGAGGACGUAUCUGCCAUCACAAAUGCCCCCGAAAUGCUUGGUGGCCGCGUCAAGACUCUCCACCCGGCUGUCCACGGCGGAAUCCUCGCUCGCAACAUCGAGUCCGACGAGAAGGAUCUGGCGGAACAGAAAAUCGACAAGGUCGACUACGUGGUGUGCAAUCUGUACCCAUUCAAGGACACCAUCGCUAAGCCGAACGUGACUAUUGCGGAAGCCGUCGAAGAAGUCGAUAUUGGCGGCGUGACUCUACUACGCGCCGCUGCGAAGAACCACUCCCGUGUCACGAUCCUGUCUGAUCCAAAUGACUAUCCAGAAUUCAUCAGCGAGCUCGAGGCUGGAGACGUCUCAGACAAGACUCGCAAGUUGUUCGCGCUCAAGGCCUUUGAGCAUACGGCAGACUACGACACUGCCAUCUCGGCCUAUUUCCGUAAGCAAUACGCAGGCGAAGGUGUCCAGCACCUGUCCCUCCGCUACGGCACCAACCCACACCAGAAGCCUGCGGCUGCGUAUGUUGCUCAAGGAAAGCUGCCGUUUAAGGUGCUCGGGGGCUCUCCUGGAUACGUCAACCUGCUAGAUUCGCUUAAUGCUUGGCCGCUUGUCAAGGAGCUGAAACAGGCUUUAGGUCUGCCCGCAGCAGCCAGUUUCAAACACGUUUCUCCUGCUGGUGCAGCCAUUGGCGUUCCAUUGAAUGAGAAGGAGCGCAAGGUUUACUUUGUCGAUGAUAUUGCCGGCAUUGAAUCUUCUGGUCUUGCGCAAGCCUACGCUCGUGCACGAGGUGCUGACCGUAUGUCGAGCUUCGGAGACGUCAUUGCUCUUAGCGAUAAAGUCGAUGUUCCGACUGCGAAGAUAAUCUCCAGAGAGGUUUCUGACGGCGUGAUUGCCCCCGACUAUGAGCCUGAAGCUCUUGAGAUCUUGAAGAAAAAGAAGGGCGGGAAAUACCUUGUUCUUCAAAUCGAUGAAACAUACACCCCGCCACGAACCGAGACGCGUACGCUGUACGGCGUCCAGCUCGAACAAGGCCGAAACGACGUUGUCAUCUCUCCCAGCAAGACCUUCAACAACAUCAUCACACCCAAGGAAUCAAAAGGCCUUCCUGAUGCCGCUCUCCGCGACUUGACCGUGGCGACGAUUGCCCUCAAAUACACCCAGUCCAACUCCGUCUGCUACGCACUGAACGGCCAGGUCGUCGGUCUUGGAGCCGGCCAACAGAGCCGUAUCCACUGCACGCGCCUGGCCGGCGACAAGGCCGACAACUGGUGGAUGCGGUUCCACGAGCGCACGCUCGGCAUCAAGUGGAAGGCCGGGGUCAAGCGCGCCGACAAGAGCAACGCCAUCGACAUGCUGACCUCGGGACAAAUCCCACGCACUGAUGUCGAGAAAGCCGACUACGAGCGCGUCUUCGAGGAAGUGCCAGCCCCCUUCACGGCGGAGGAGCGCGAGGCCUGGUUGCAGCAGUUAACCAACGUGGCUGUCUCCUCCGACGCCUUCUUCCCGUUUAUCGACAACGUAUUCCGUGCUGCACGCUCUGGAGCGAAGUAUAUUGCUGCGCCUAGCGGCAGUCAGAACGACGGCCCCGUCUUUGACACUGCUGAGAAGCUGGGUAUCACAUUUGUCGAGCAGGGCACUCGUCUGUUCCACCAUUAAGGCGGGUUUUACACAUGGGAAUGGGUAAAAGUUUAUGGAGAUACCUGGCUUUUUUCUGUUGAUUGGAUGAUACAAUUUUAAAAUUCACCAUACCACAAUUUGCUAGUAGAUAUCCAAGUCUACUCUGAAGCUUAUAAUAUAAGAAUACAAUAAUGGUAAAUAAUCAGCGCCGACCGCUAAAAGGCUUGAGCUGGCUGUGGCCAAUCAAAGGCUGCCGCAGGCUCAGCUGCGGCCUCCCGCACCAAUCAGAGCCUGCAUCUUAUUAUGGCCCCACCUCAGCUGGCGUCAGUUCAUGAAAAUCACAACAAUCAUAAGUUAAAUAAUUAAUAUUAA